UCCAUUGAGAGUCGGCAGUUGGGUCGGCCUGUGUAGUCGAUAGUCUGAUACGGGCUUUAAACAGAUUGACACGUGUUUAUUUACUAUUAUCGUUACGACGAUAACAUCGUUACGACUGUAAAGCUGGUGGCACAUAGAAAAACUUAAGCAGUAAAACGUGAAAAGGCCACCUGAUAAAGGCCUGUAACGAGAAAGAAAGAGAGAGAGAUUUACUGUUAUAAAGUUCCGUCAUAACGUUGAGACGUGUUCGAACACGUUCGGACUUGGGAUUUUUUGGAAUAUGUACCUCGCUAUCUUGAUGAAAGGGCAAUAGAUAUAAGCUUGAAUCUAAGUAAAAUAAGAAGAAGAUUUACUGUUAUCAACAAAAGUAACUUGUCUGUGCUUGUAAAAUAUUAAAUAACUGGAUAGAACAUUUAUUUCGUUAACAAAAAUGUCAGAAGUUUACGAUGUUAAUUAUGAUAAGGAACACCCAAGAAAUCUUAUACCCGAAUUAUGCAGACAGUUCUAUCAUCUUGGAUGGGUGACUGGUACAGGUGGCGGUAUAUCUAUAAAACAUGAAGAUAAGAUCUAUAUAGCUCCUUCUGGUGUACAAAAAGAGCGUAUAUUACCUAAUGAUAUGUUUGUACAAGACAUAAAUGGAACAGAUCUAGAAUUACCACCAUCAGAGAAAAAAUUGAAAAAAUCACAGUGCACCCCACUGUUCAUGUGUGCUUAUUUAAGGAGGAAUGCAGGUGCUGUAAUACAUACACAUUCUAAAUUUGCUGUAAUGGCAACACUAUUGUGGGCUGGAAAAGAAAUUAAACUCACUCAUCUGGAGAUGAUAAAAGGAAUAUGGAAUCAAAAAGAGGAUAGAGCAUAUCGUUACGACGAGGAAUUAGUAAUUCCUAUCAUAGAAAACACUCCUUUUGAAAAGGAUUUAAGGGAUGAUUUAGAUAAAACCAUUAUUCGUUAUCCCGAAACUUGUGCAAUAUUGGUCCGCAGACACGGAAUUUAUGUAUGGGGCGACUCUUGGCAACAGGCAAAAACCAUGACUGAAUGUUACGACUACUUGUUGGACAUUGCAGUUCAGAUGAAACAAUGUGGAUUAAACCCAUUAUUGACUCCAAGUGAUUAUGAAUUAAAAUACCAAGCAAAUAACUCAGCAACAUUUUAAUACUAAGCUAAUUUUUGCAGAUAAGUCUAUUGUUUGUGCCAUAAAGUUGUAUAUAUCUAAACUAUGUACAUAUUUUAUACACUUGUAACAGAGAUUAUAUUAUAAAGAUCAAGAUAAAAAUAAAUAACGGUUACAAUCAUUA
This is a messenger RNA of Odontomachus brunneus, 1295 nucleotides long. Its product is annotated as probable methylthioribulose-1-phosphate dehydratase. Gene Ontology annotation, cellular component: cytoplasm. The record is from RefSeq and is a predicted model, not a curated record. The transcript has 6 exons. The coding region runs from base 431 to 1153 and encodes 240 amino acids. Gene Ontology annotation, molecular function: methylthioribulose 1-phosphate dehydratase activity; metal ion binding. NCBI's taxonomy places the organism in Eukaryota, Metazoa, Arthropoda, Insecta, Hymenoptera, Formicidae.